AUGGAGAAAAUCAGUCACGAAUACUACUCAGAUCUCUUCGAUGGAAACGUCCACUUUCCGUCAUACGAAAUAAAGGAGGGUGGGUAUUACCUGAAAAACAUCCCGCCAGCCCUCGUAAACGCACUAGCUCGGCCCUUCAAACGUUACCUGUCUGUAUGCAAAGUUCCUACACCGUCGAAGAUCGGCAGGGCCGUGUUCUUGCUCAAGAAGGGUGACCUACACGAUAUCGGCAACUAUCGCCCAAUUUGCUUGCCGUCUGUCGUCUACAAAAUUUGCACUCGGGUCAUCAUCCUAGACAGCAGGAUCGACAGAACACUCGACGAUGGACAGCCAUGUGAGAAAGCAGAGUUUCGAAGUGAUUUAGUACGAUGGAGCACAUUCACCUGA
Molecule: messenger RNA, 387 nt
Organism: Angiostrongylus costaricensis
Lineage: Eukaryota; Metazoa; Nematoda; Chromadorea; Rhabditida; Metastrongylidae
Source: the annotation of a GenBank genome assembly